AAAAAUAAAAACAUAAAAAAAAAACACCCCGCCCCCAAAUUGCCCAUACUCUCUUAAUUUUUCCAAAAAUAACAAAUGCUUCGACGUACAGUUGGCAUGGCCUUGCGGUCAGCACGCCUUUUACCCCGCCAUUACACCACAAAACCUACUUUCACCACCAUUGACAAGGCCGAAGUUCAAAAGUUUAGUGACAAGGCAGCCGAAUGGUGGGAUCCCAAAGGUGAAUUUGCCAUGUUGCAGUUACUGAAUCCUCCUCGCGUCUCCUAUGUACGUGAUCAACUUGUAGGUGCAGCCAGCGAUGCUGCUCAGAGUGGUAAACCUUUUGCUGGUAUUAAAAUGUUGGAUAUUGGCUGUGGUGGUGGACUUUUAUCCGAGUCCCUUGUGCGAUUGGGUGGCGAUGUGGUGGGUGCAGAUGCAUCCUAUGAUAAUAUCCAAAUGGCCAAAUUACAUGCACGUAAAGAUCCUAGUUUAUGGCGAGGACCUGGCAAACUCGAAUAUCGCAACACCACUGCAGAGGAUAUUAUGGAAAAGGGAGAAAAGUUUGAUGUAGUGUUGGCUAUGGAAAUCAUUGAACAUGUCAACCAACCACUUGACUUUUUAAGAACAGUGGCUGGCCUGGUUCGACCUGGCGGAGAUUUGUUUAUUUCCACCAUGUCACGUACACCAGCUGCCUAUGCCUUGACUGUGUUUCUAGCUGAAAAGGUACUGGGGAUGGUGCAUGAGGGUACACACGAUUGGAGUAAAUAUAUCAAGAGUAAAGAAUUGAUCAAUGCAAUUCAAUCGUUUGGUGAGGAAUGGGAUGUCAAGGAUGUUCGUGGUAUUUCUUGGGAUCCAAUCAACCGCAAAUGGAAAGUGACUGAACAGAAUGGAUUAGUGGGUUAUGGCGGUUUAGAGUCUCUCGAAAUCAAUUAUAUUUUAAGAGCUUCCAAGAAAUUGGCACAAUAAAAAAUAAAAAGUAAAAU
Messenger RNA from Mucor mucedo, 962 nucleotides. Its product is annotated as S-adenosyl-L-methionine-dependent methyltransferase. The record is from RefSeq and is a predicted model, not a curated record. Gene Ontology annotation, molecular function: 2-methoxy-6-polyprenyl-1,4-benzoquinol methyltransferase activity. The transcript has 3 exons. The coding region runs from base 76 to 945 and encodes 289 amino acids. NCBI's taxonomy places the organism in Eukaryota, Fungi, Mucoromycota, Mucoromycetes, Mucorales, Mucoraceae. Gene Ontology annotation, biological process: ubiquinone biosynthetic process.